AUGUUUGCCAAAGCAUCAUUGAUCGCCUUCACCACCCUCGCGCUUCUGGCGUCUGCAACCCCCGUUGAGCGGGGUUUGGGCGUCCGGAUCCCACUAGAGAAGCGCGCCUCUCUCACUACCGACGACGGUGUGUUCGAUCUCGAACGCGCCAUCCAGCAAUCUACGCGCACACACAAUAAGCAUCGUCAGAACCUUAUUAAUGUCCAUAACAACAUUGGUCUCGAGAAUUUUAACGAGGGUGCCAAGAUUAUGCCCUUAGCCGAGUACCACUCCCCGAGUGGCAUCGAGAAGCGUCAGAAGGAACCUCUUACAGACGAGUCUAAUGAUCUCGACUGGGCCGGACCUGUUUCGAUUGGGACGCCCGCACAGACAUUCACCAUUGAUUUUGACACUGGAUCGUCGGAUCUAUGGGUACCGUCGUCCAACUGCACGAGCUCCGUGUGCAGCUCGAAGCACAAGUACACAUCCUCAAAGUCCUCGACUAGCUCCAAAAAGACGGGGACUUUCUCCAUCCAAUACGGCGAUGGGUCGACCGUUUCGGGUCCCGUUUUCACCGAGACUGUGAACGUUGCUGGCAUUAAGUCCACCGGUCAAUACUUUUCGCCCGUGACGACGCUUUCGAGCAGCUUCGCGAACGACCCCAUCGACGGUAUCUUGGGCCUGGCAUACCCUGCCCUCUCGAACUUGGGUCAUACGCCGUUUUUCAACAACGCCAAGAGCCAGGGCUCGGUUAGCACCGGUAUCUUCGGAUUCAAGCUGGCCAAAACUGGCUCCGAAUUGUACCUGGGCGGCACCGACACUUCUCUUUACACCGGUGCCCCCGAGUACCACGCCGUCAAUGGUUCUGCAUUCUGGCAACUGACCAAUGCGAAGACGGUCGUGAACGGGAAGAUUGUGAACUCGGGUUUCCAGACCAUCAUCGAUUCUGGCACGACCAUCAUGUACGGCCCACCGAGCGCGGUGCAGGCGUUCUACGCCAGUGUGCCCGGCGCGUCGCUCAAUAACGCGCAGUACGGAUAUUACCAGUACCCCUGCGCUUCGCCGCCCACCGUGGCGUUCAACUGGGGCGGGAAGAAUUUCACCGUUAGCAGUGCGAACUUCAACCUCGGCAAGGUGUCUUCCACCUCUACUUACUGUAUUGGCGCGCUCGCCGGCCAGAACUUGGGCCUUGGCACCAACGUCUGGCUGCUUGGUGACAGCUACAUGAAGAACGUGUACAGUGCAUUCUCCUUCGACAACAACUCAGUUGGCUUCGCGACGUUGAAGUGA
Molecule: messenger RNA, 1269 nt
Organism: Sparassis crispa
Lineage: Eukaryota; Fungi; Basidiomycota; Agaricomycetes; Polyporales; Sparassidaceae
Product: Aspartic protease
Exons: 6
Coding region: 1-1269 (422 amino acids)
Biological process (GO): proteolysis
Molecular function (GO): aspartic-type endopeptidase activity
Source: RefSeq, a predicted model, not a curated record